This is a messenger RNA of Fopius arisanus, 824 nucleotides long. RefSeq names its product RNA/RNP complex-1-interacting phosphatase-like. Gene Ontology annotation, biological process: dephosphorylation. Gene Ontology annotation, molecular function: protein tyrosine/serine/threonine phosphatase activity; polynucleotide 5'-phosphatase activity. Bases 4 to 699 code for a protein of 231 amino acids. The transcript has 4 exons. The record is from RefSeq and is a predicted model, not a curated record. Lineage: Eukaryota; Metazoa; Arthropoda; Insecta; Hymenoptera; Braconidae.
GCGAUGGACUCUUUCCUGUCAACAGCCCAGAGCGAUGAAGUCAUCGGAGUCCACUGCACGCACGGUCUCAACAGGACGGGUUAUCUGAUCUGCAGAUAUUUGAUUCAGCAACUGGGAUGGAAGGCCGAUGAUGCAAUCGAAGCAUUCGAGGAGGCGAGAGGGCACAAGAUCGAGCGCCAGGCGUACGUCGAUCACUUGAAAUCGAUAUCCAUGGAGAAAAUCGAUACAUCCUCGGUGAAUUCAGAGCCUUCAUUGAAUUUUGAUUUCAAUAAAUUCAGGGCGGUAUGUUCCAAAGCGGCUGAAUAUGAGCUACCGAAAUUAUGCCCUGAACGACCCCCAGAGAGGAGAUGGGCGCAGGGCUCAUGCCAUUUUUCACCCCCUCAGUUUAGUGAUGUGCGACGUGAGGGUGAACCCUCUUGUGAAUCUUUUUCACCAGGAAAUAUGCACAGAGGACCUCUGCCUAUGGGACCACCAGAUUAUAUUCUUCCUCAUCUUAACCCUGAAACCUGUUCACCAAGACCUUUUUUCCAGCCCCCAGAUCGUCCUCAAUUCCAAAGUCUUGUCGGGAUUCCACUGGAUGAUCCUUAUGAUCGUCAGAACAGGAUAAUUUCUCAAUCUCUAGGUCGUCGUUGUCACGGAGAAAAAGACGACGAUCGAAUCGAUACCCGUAUUGAUGUACCUCCAGAUCUUCAUAAAUAAUUAUUUCGAUUGAUACGAAUUGGUUGCACGAACCAAGUGUUUCGCAAAGAUAGAAUUUUAAUUUUACUGGAAAUAAUUCAGUGGCGAAAUGAGAAAUUGAAAUUUUUCAUUAUUUACCGAUUUGU